Molecule: messenger RNA, 890 nt
Organism: Salvelinus fontinalis (brook trout)
Lineage: Eukaryota; Metazoa; Chordata; Actinopteri; Salmoniformes; Salmonidae
Product: phospholipase D1-like
Exons: 4
Coding region: 214-789 (191 amino acids)
Molecular function (GO): phosphatidylinositol binding
Source: RefSeq, a predicted model, not a curated record
UCCACAGUACAUUCGCUCACAUACACUCUGUUAUACAAGAGGAACGGUACACUGAGUGUGUAUAGGGUGUGUAGAGUGUGUGUGUGUGUUUGUAGUGUGUGCAUAUGUGUGCGUGUUUAUUCUACUCAGUAGUCUAGAAGAGGGACAAAUCAAAAUGAGGACAGCAAGUGUACAAUAGCAGGUGUGCCCUGUACUGAGGGCUGAGAACUAGGCAUGUUGGGUAAAGACCCCCCCACCACCAGCAGCCUUAACCUGAUGACCUCUGACCCCUCUGACAUCGCUGUGGAACCCAGCGACAUCACAGACGGCCUCGGCAUCAGCAGGAAGAUGUCGGACGUAGUUGAGAGUUUGGACACCAGAGAGUUGGACAUGGGAGAUGGAGAGGAGACUGACAAUGACCCUACCACCAUAGGGGACAGUCGUAUAGGGUUCAGUGCUGUGUAUCACACCGUGGGUUUUAAGGAGUCGGAGGCCAGGGUCUAUCUCCCUACUGUUCCCAUCACUGCUAAGAUACUGGAGGUGGAGAGGUUCAACACAGCCCAGGACAGGUUCAACAUCACGACACAGAGGAGUGUCAACAAGAGUCAGCCUGCAGUGUUUAAGAUAGAGCUGAGACAUGGAGAGUUCAGCUGGGUGGUCAAGAGAAAGGAGAAACACUUCAUGGACCUCCACAGAGAACUGGUCCGAUACAAGAUGUUCAUGAGGGUACCGCUACCCUCCCGCAGGUACAUUCACACACAGACACACACACACAUAUACGUAUACGCGCACACACAAAUCAAAUACUAAAUGAUAUACUACGAAUUCUGAUCAUAGAAAUGUUAGGAUUUUUCAUGGUACAGUAGAUAUGUACAUUUUAUUUCUUCCCAAUAUCAGUGUGACCCUACCUG